Molecule: messenger RNA, 4029 nt
Organism: Manihot esculenta (cassava)
Lineage: Eukaryota; Viridiplantae; Streptophyta; Magnoliopsida; Malpighiales; Euphorbiaceae
Product: protein SIEVE ELEMENT OCCLUSION C
Exons: 7
Coding region: 1832-3913 (693 amino acids)
Biological process (GO): phloem development
Source: RefSeq, a predicted model, not a curated record
AAACUACUUUUAAAAUGAUUUGUUCCCCAAGCACAAGCUUGGACCAGCAAUAAAACACUACAUAUUUGAACUGAUUAGUGAUUUUGCACUCACAAAUUUCCCAUUCCUAAUCCACCUAAAUUUGCUUGAACUCCAAGCAAUCUUUCCUUAUAUUGAUUUCAGUCGAAAUCAGAACAGGAAGUUAUGGAAGAUCUGAUACAACUGCCGCGUUUAGAACAGAAAAGCAGAAUUCUAAAAUUAGAAAACAACGUUCCAAAAACAAAACACACAGAAUUCUACAGAAAAACAUUCUAAGCAGCAAAACGGAGAAGAAAAAAGCUAGAUUCUUUACUUUAAUAAGAACAUCUCAAAACAUGAGACUAACAUGACAAAAGAAGAGAAGAUGGAGAGAAGAUCAACAUAAAUUUCAUUAUUAUUAUUGCUAUUAUUGUUUUCCAGUUUUGAUAGGCUGCAUAAUUUGCACUUGUUUUGUCGCAGCUCUUUAACCUUCAGAAUGCCUGUGGAGAAUAAGAUGACACAGAAACCAAGUCCUACUUCUUAAUUGGCUUCAUAGGAUACUUGCAUGUUUGCUUCAGCAAUCCUGAUAUUUAAGAAAAUCAAUGCUUUUGCAUCUUGGCAUCAUUUAUAUUUCCAGAUCUCCUGGAGCCAUUUAUGUUAUCACCUUCAGUUGCAUGUCCAUGUGAAAAGAACCAACUUGAGACUCAACUGUACUCUCUCUCUCUCUCUCCCUCUCUCUCUAUGUGGUACAACGAUGAAAAUCUCUCUUAAGAAGGCUCUAGGCUUUUGAAAUUAGCUACUUAAUCUCCAUUUUGCCUUUGAAUUGACCUUCAAGUUUAGGAUAAAUAAUGGGAUUUAGGAACUAAAGGAACGAACGUUUAUGUUUUCUAUGAGUAGUCUCAGCUCCAAGCCUCCAAGCAUCUCAAGUUUUCUUCUUUCUUUUUUUUUUUUUCUUCCUUUUCCCUCUAUUUUGCAGCAGACUUCACCAUCGGUGGAUGCAGAGUCAAAAACGAAAAGAGAAAAGAAAAACAGAAUGCUCUCAAUAUUUUUUAGUUGCAAUAUUAUUACAUUCACACUCAUUUCCAGGAAAUUUUUUUUAAAAAAUUCUAAUAUGUAAUUCUAAAUUUGCAUUUAAAGUUCCUAUGCUUAGUGCAGUACAAAAUGAAAUGUGUGUCUAGCAUAAGAUCUUGUAGGAUUAUUUAUUUCUUUUACUUUUUCAAGUAACUUGUAAGUUAAUUCCCUUGCUUUAAGUUUUCAAUUUUCCUCUUUUUUGUUAACCCUCCUUUUCUUUUUUCUUUUUGGCUCCCACAGAAUAAGAUGCAAAGAAUGUUGAAGGACACCUGCUUUAUCUUUUUUUAUUUUGAGUUCCUUUGAAGUUUUGUCCAUGAAAUCCAAGACAAAUUAUUCCCCUACUAAGUUGAAUUCUUUAUAGAUGAUAAUAUACUUUAGUAUUUUAACAAACUAUUUUGAGAAUUAAUUUUUUUUAAUAGGAAAAAGCUUAUUGCCAGGAAAACCCUUCAGUGAUCUUUUAAAUAUUUCUAUGGGUACCCUUCCAAGUUAUACAUAUUAAGGAAAAGUGCAAAAAGGGAUUAUGGGAUUAAAUUUGAUUCUGAGACAUAGUACAAGCCUUUAAUCAAGAACCACUUAAUUUAGUGAUCUCCAAGCAAAACAAAGGAAGCCAUAGCUUUACCUUCAUUUCAGAGUAGUGCAUUUGUGCAGAAUCACUGUUGACUUGUCUUCCAUAUAUAGCAUCAGCAUCAAUCUGUCUAUAAGCUACAGCUCAUUGUAUCAACUCAUGCAUUGAUUAGCUUUGGAGUCACAGAUCACUUAGGCCAUGAACUUCUUUGGAAAUGACCCAUUUUCUUUGCAUUCCUCAUCAACAUCUCUGGCAGAAGACAUUCUCAUAAAGAAGAUCUUGCUGACACAUGAUCCUGAUGGUCGUCGCCUAGAUUCUGAGCUAUUACUUUGUGCAAUGGAGAAUAUCAUGUGUUACACUGCUACAUCUGAAGUACUAUUCAAUUUGCAGGUUAGCAGGUUCAAUAUUGAUGCCAUUGCAGAGAAUGAUAUGAGCAACAUUGAAGUAACAGGAGCAGAAGAAUCAUUGGGACAGAUCAUCCACAACAUUUCAAAUGAAAUGCUUUUCAAAAAUGCUGGUGAAGGGGAUCUGCACGAAAGGACUAUGAUCUUGUUUGAUUUGCUUGGAAAUUACAGAUGGGAUGCCAAAUUAGCAUUAAUACUUGCAGCAUUUGCAACAAGCUAUGGUGAAUUCUGGCUGAUAAUGCAGCUAUACCCUCAUAAUCCGUUGGCUGUAUCAGUUGCAAUGCUUAAACGGUUACCUAAUGAUGUAAGCAUUUUGAAGCCUAGGUUUAAGGCCAUAGGCAAAUUGGUUAAGACAAUGGUGGAUCUAACAAAGUGCAUUAUCAAGUUUGAAGCCCUACCACUUAGAUAUGUAAAGCUGGAUGAUGAAGCAAAUUCAAUUGCAAAAUCUCAUAUAUAUGUAGCUGCUUACUGGAUCACAAGAAGCACACUGGCAUGUUCUUCCCAGAUCACAGACUUGAUGGCCAUGAAGCCUGAGCAAGUGUCUUCAAAUCAAAUAGCACUUGCACUGUGGCAGCUCUCAAGCCUGGUACAUAGGCUAAGCAGCAUAUACAGUCACCUAAAUCAGCAGAUGGAUUUGUGUCAUCAACAAAUAGAGACAAGAUUGCAUCAGAAGCUGUUAAAAAUUCUCCCAGAGGCCCAUGCUGACAACCAAGAGGUCCUUGGCUUGUUAUUGGCUCUGCAAGAUGACUUACCACUCAAGAAAUCUUCUACUCGAGAGAAGCUAGGUGUGUCUGAACUGAAAGAUAAGGUAGUUGUACUUUUGGUCUCAAAGCCAGAGCUCCUUCCACUAGAGAGACUACUCUUGCUGGUUCAUCAAACAAAUGUUCAUCUUCCCCACAAGAAUUUAGAUGAAAGCUAUGAAAUUGUAUGGAUUCCAAUUUCAUUUUCUGAUAAAUGGAGUGAAGCUGAAGCAGAAAGAUUCAACCUUUUAUCGGAUUCAUUGCCAUGGUACUCACUCCGGCGACCUUGGUUACUCAACUCUGCUGUGGUGAACUACAUAAAACAAGUAUGGAACUUUAAAAGUGACCCUCUUAUGGUAGUGUUGGAUUCACAAGGGAUGGUUACAAAUUCAAAUGCAAUUGAUAUGAUAUUGAUAUGGGGUGCCAAAGCAUAUCCAUUCUCAUCUUCAAGAGAAAAGCAGCUCUGGGAAGAAGAGCAUUGGACUCUGAAACUUUUGGUUGACGAAAUCGACCCCCUUCUAACCAGAUGGGUAGAAGAAGGCAGAAACAUUUGCAUUUAUGGAAGUGAGAACGUAGACUGGAUCAGACAGUUCAACAGUAAGAUAAUGGAAAUUAGAAGUGAUGGUAUACAGAUUGAGACAGUGUAUGUUGGCAGCAGGCAUCUGAGUGAAAAUGUAACACACAUUUUAGCUACCAUCAAUGAAGAAAUGCACAGAAGUUUCCUCUCUUUCACAGAAUUACAUUUCUUCUGGUUUCGAUUGGAGAGCAUGAGAAGAUCAAUAUUCCGAGCAGGACAGUCUAUCAGAUCGCAUCACAUUCAGGAAGAAGUCUCCACUCUGCUAGAGAGUACCGACGAGGGAUGGGCGAUAAUAGGGAGAGGAAGCACAAAAGAUAUUAUGAAGCUUCAAGGAAGAAGAGCAAUGGACUGCUUGAACAAGUUUUCAGAAUGGGGAGAAAAAGUGAUGAAGUUAGGAUUCUUGGGUGCACUCAGAAAUGUUGUUGAAGGAAGUACUCUCACAGGGGCAGGGCCGUGUGGUCAUUCUAAUAUUGUUCCUUAUGCUGAAGGAUUAGUUGAAGAAGUUGCAGUAUGCAAUAAGUGUAAGCGUCUGAUGGAGAGUUAUGUUGUGUAUGAAUGAAAUGAGAUCAAAUGGGCAUCUUUUAACUAUGUUGCCUUGUCAAUUUAAUGUCUUUUUUAGCUGAUUUACUGACUGCUAAGCCCUCAUAAAUACACAGACUAGUAAUAGUUAUGUUC